This is a messenger RNA of Neolamprologus brichardi, 1237 nucleotides long. It is a transcript of the gene sfxn4, whose product is annotated as sideroflexin 4. Lineage: Eukaryota; Metazoa; Chordata; Actinopteri; Cichliformes; Cichlidae. Gene Ontology annotation, cellular component: mitochondrial inner membrane. Gene Ontology annotation, biological process: mitochondrial transmembrane transport; monoatomic ion transport. Gene Ontology annotation, molecular function: monoatomic ion transmembrane transporter activity. The record is from RefSeq and is a predicted model, not a curated record.
ACACGUGACUGGUGGCGGAAGUCGAGUCUAAUUAGAAGUUGACCUCAAAAGCAUGAGAAAUGCAUGCUUGUAGGCCAUGUAGUGUAAUAGUGUCACUGUGAGUGAUUUAAUUUAUGAAACGUGAAUGUACUCGUUGUUCUAAUGGAUCCUAACCUGUUGUACUGGAAAGCAGAGGGACAGUCUUUCCUCCGUCGACUCAAGAUCUGGGUUAAUCUCCUUAAUCCAACCCUCCUGCUCUCAUCUGACCCUGAGAUACAAAAGGCUCACUCUCUCCUUGGAAGCGGAGAAAAAUUAAAUGAAAAGGAUGAAGCUGCACUGACCAUCUCACUUUCAUCUGUCCACGCUGAUUCUGGGGCUGCUCUUCCCCUAAUUUUUCGGCCGCCAGCAUUUCUUCCUAUAUCAGGACCUUUGGUUGUUGCCAGUCUUUUGCCACACAGCACUGUGAAACCUGCUCUGUUUUGGCAGUUUCUGCUGCAGAGUUACAGUGCUGGGUUCAAUUAUGCAAACAGAAAUUCUUCAUCAGAGCAGCACCAGGGGUACAACAUUUCUCUGAAGCAGCUUCUGUUGAUCACUGGUACAGUCUCCUAUACAACAUGUGCAGGGGCCCUCCCUCAGAUUUUUAUCAACAGACUAGGUUUAAGAAGCUCAGCAGUGCAGACUUUCUUUAGGUCAAUAUUACCAAUCCCUCUCUCAGCUACUCUGGCCUUCUUCAAUGUGUUAACUGUCAGAAGUGAGGAGUCAGAAACUGGCAUCCAAGUGUUUGAUCACAAUGGAAAUCCUGUUGGCAUGUCCAAAGCAGCAGGAGAAAAGGCUGUGUGGGAGACUGCCUUGUCAAGAGCGGCACUAUUCGGUAUGACCGCCGCCAUUCCUAAUCUGCUGGUGCUACUCAUGAAAAGGGUGAGAUCUUUCCAGAGGAACUCUCUGCUUGUCGCUCCUCUCCGACACAUAAGCGCCGCGCUCGUCCUUGGCCUGAUGAUUCCCGUUUCAUUCAGUCUCUUUCCACAGCUGGGAACGAUAAAGAGGGAGCAGUUGGAGGAGGAGCUGCAGGCUGCAGCAGUUGGGAGACAUUUAUUCUACCACAGAGGACUCUGAAAAGCAGCUUUAGAUAGAUAGAAGACACACAAUCCACUGACACAUGUUCCACAAACUGCAGAGAGCAUGACAGGAACAACCCCCACACCACACACGCUCCCCCACCCCCACACACCCCAAAAUAAAGAGUUUAUUUCAAGCAACA